AUGACUGGCGUCUUUGGGCACCAGCAUGCAUCUCCUGCAUCCAAGACUUCCAGCGACUUCUCAGAAGACAACUUCAGUGACGACUCAGAGAAAGAUGCUUUCGGGGACCUAUCACCGUCUAAAAAUAACACUUUCAUAGGGCCUGGGCCAUACCGAGCACACACAAGCGACAGUGACGAUGAAGACACUGCCGAUCAUUCCGACUCGCGAGGCAGGUCACGCGACCUUUCCGUCGAGACGAACGUCCAUCCCGGAACAGCCCUACCACAUGUAGAUGAUUCAGAGGGCGCGGAUGCCUCCAAGUCACAGCCCGUCUCAUGGCGCUCGCUGCCCAGAAAGGACCAGCUGUUCGUCCUCACCCUCGCACGUCUUUCAGAGCCCUUGACGCAGACUGGACUAGGCUCGUACCUGUUCUACCAGCUGCAGUCGUUCGACCCUUCGCUGCCCGACUCGACCAUUUCGUACCAAGCCGGCAUCAUUCAGGCGGCAUUUCCAUUCGCUCAGUUCUUGACAGCCAUGCUGUGGGGACGUUUCGCCGACUCACCUCGUGGAGGGAGAAAGAAUGCCAUAUGCAUUGGGCUGCUGGGAACCAUGUUCAGCAUCAUUGGUUUCGGAUUCUCCCAUAGCUUCGCCGCGUCGGUGACAUUCCGACUCAUUGGAGGCAUUUUGAAUGGGAAUAUUGGCGUAAUGCGAACGAUGAUUUCUGAGAUCAUCAAAGAGAAGAAGUACCAGAGCAGAGCGUUCCUGCUGUUGCCUAUGACCUUCAACGUUGGCGUCAUUGUCGGUCCUAUUCUUGGCUCUCUCAUCGGUGGUGAAACUGGCGUUGGAUGGAUGAAGAAGUGGCCCUACGCUCUGCCCAACUUGCUGAGUGCCGGAUUCUUGCUGUUCUCUGCACUAGCUGUCAUCUUCUUCCUCGAAGAAACCAGCGAACUAUGCAAAGACAAGCCCGAUCGUGGCCUACGCCUGGGUCGCUGGGUUCGUCAACACAUCUUCCGCCAGAACCCCGCGCCCGACGCUGGAUAUAGCGCCAUUGCAAGCGAUGAGGAGACCGCUUCGAGCUUCGAAUUACAAGACACACCGACUUUCGCUCAAAGUCCCGACAAGUCCACCAAACCACGCCAAGUCCUCCCUUUCCGCCGCAUAUGGACCCGUAGCCUCAUCACCACUCUCUUCGCGCACGGCUUCCUCGCCAUGCACGUCGGCGGCUUCAACUCUCUCUGGUUCAUCUACCUCUCCACCCCGCGCUUCGACCCCUCCCAUCCUCACCCACCAGGCUUCAAACCCCACGGCCUCUUCCACUUCACCGGCGGUCUCGCGCUCCCACCGCCACGCAUCGGACUAGCCCUCGCCAUCCUGGGCGUCAUCGGCAUAACCCUUCAAAUCUUCGUGUACCCCACCCUCUCGCACCGUCUCGGUACCGCCAAGAGCUACCGCAUCUUCCUCGCGCUGUUCCCACUCACAUACGCCCUCGCGCCCUUCCUCAGCCGCGUGCACAGCUCGUCUGCACCGCCCGAUGGCGUAAGUGGACCGUGGAUCUGGCUCAGCAUCACCCUCGUCCUCUUCAUCCAGGUCCUCGCGCGCACGUUCGCACUCCCAUGUACCGCCAUCCUCAUCAACAACGUCUCGCCGCACCCGUCUGUGCUCGGCACGGUCCACGGUAUCGGCCAGAGCGUAUCGAGUGCGACGCGCACCUUCGGGCCGAUACUGUUUAGCUGGCUGUUUGGCAGAGGGCUGGAUAUGGGCAUCGUGGGGUUGAGUUGGUGGUGCAUGGCUGCUGUGGCUGUCGUUGGAUGGGUGGUUGCGCAGGGGGUGCGGGAGGGGGAUGGGCAUGAGGUGUUGUUGGAGGGGGAGACCAGGGGGAAGAGGGCGGAUUAG
Messenger RNA from Parastagonospora nodorum SN15, 1875 nucleotides. RefSeq lists its product as hypothetical. NCBI's taxonomy places the organism in Eukaryota, Fungi, Ascomycota, Dothideomycetes, Pleosporales, Phaeosphaeriaceae. Gene Ontology annotation, molecular function: transmembrane transporter activity. Bases 1 to 1875 code for a protein of 624 amino acids. Gene Ontology annotation, biological process: transmembrane transport. The transcript has 2 exons. The record is from RefSeq and is a predicted model, not a curated record.